Pungitius pungitius (ninespine stickleback) is the source of this 720-nucleotide messenger RNA. Its product is annotated as leucine rich adaptor protein 1-like. The transcript is spliced from 4 exons. Lineage: Eukaryota; Metazoa; Chordata; Actinopteri; Perciformes; Gasterosteidae. The record is from RefSeq and is a predicted model, not a curated record. Gene Ontology annotation, biological process: positive regulation of canonical NF-kappaB signal transduction; positive regulation of cytokine production. Bases 1 to 720 code for a protein of 239 amino acids.
AUGGCGGAGGAAAUCGUCAACUAUUCCUUGGCAGAUCUGAGAGAAGUGGAAAAUAAGGUUGGCAGGAAAACACCGGAAAGUCUUCUGAUUUGGAUGAGGGAUGCUGCGGACUGCGGGGAUGGUUGGUGGUCCGACGUGGCCGACAGGGGGGACCGGAGCAGCGCCUUCACUGAGAGCUUCUCUGACCAAAUAAGAGGCCUAAAACAAGACAUGAGGUUGCUGCGUUCUGCCGAUGUGAAGAUUCUGCGCCAGCUGGUGACCGUCCACGAGGGCAUUGAGGCCAUGCGUUGGCUGAUGGAGGAGCAGGAUGCUUUGACCAGCCGUGGCAGCAGCUUGGCAAGCAGCCUGAGCAGCCUGGUGACUGUGGAGGAGCACGGGCUCUCGUUGUCCCCCUGCAGAGAAAGCCAGAGCCCAAGUCAAGAUUUGACUGAAGACUCACCACACGCUGAUGAUGCUGAAUCAAACCGCAAGAGAGACUGGCUGAUCCCAGAGUCUACUGGGGAGAAACCUCUCAGUCCUUACUUGAAGUUCGAAGCCACACAUGGCAGCGGUGAAGAGAGACGGACGCAGCAACAAACUCAGAGGAGUUUCAGAGCCUCUCAGCAUAAUGUGAUGAAAGAGGAAGAGGAAGAGGUGGCGCCCGAUGGAGACACGGCCUUGUUGAGCUACGAUGCUCAGUGGUGCUGGGUGGAGUCGCAGGAUGAAGUAACGUAUCUAUGA